Molecule: messenger RNA, 1935 nt
Organism: Triticum aestivum (bread wheat)
Lineage: Eukaryota; Viridiplantae; Streptophyta; Magnoliopsida; Poales; Poaceae
Exons: 2
Coding region: 1240-1890 (216 amino acids)
Molecular function (GO): zinc ion binding
Source: RefSeq, a predicted model, not a curated record
ACGCAAAAUGAGUGAAUCUACAUUUUAAAAUAUGUCUACAUACAUCCGUAUAUUGAGUCCAUUUGAAAUGCCUAGAAAGACAAGUAUUUGGGAACGGAGGGAGUAGUUCAUAACGCCCUCAUUUUUUGCUUCUGUGUGCGAUUUUUAGCUGAGAGUAUUUUACGGGCAAAAUGCACGAAUUGGCGGAUUUGUGUGUUUGAACUAGCUCCAGAUUCUUGUUGGCAUGUUUCACCGGGGACCAUUACCAUGGGAUAUUUUCUAAAGCAUUCUCAAGUACACUUUCAUCAAGAUCAACGAGUACUUCCUAAAGCAUUCUGAAAGCACGACCAAGUGGAUUGGCGAGAAGAUGGACUAUCCAUUCAAGGUUCUAGAUUGGCUGUUGCAUCAAGCGCGGAAGUCCUCCAAACAACAAGUGAUCAAAUAUAAUGAAAAAGAAAUGAUCUAUCAAAUCGAUGAGCCGGGUGGGACAACAAGGGACGGUAGGUCCUAUGGUGGAGUUGCUUACGAGGUGCACAUGAAAAACCGUUGGUGCCGGUGUGAGAGGCCACACAAGUAUCAUUGGCCUUGCUCGCAUUUGAUGACCGCAGAACGGGCGAGAAACGUGCCCGUAUCCAAUGGCACAACGGUGCAGUUGCACAAGUUCACAUUGGAACGAACAAGGUUGACGUGGGCGCCUCGGUUUAAUCCUUUCCUUGAUGCCUCACGGUGGCCUGAGUAUCACGGCCCAGACAUUGUGCCAGAUCCCGCACUCAUGGUGCCUAUGAGGGGAAGAAGAAGAAAGAAGAGGUUCAGGAGUGACAUGGAUGAUCUAGCUGGAUACACCGGAAUGAAGCAAUUUGGUAGUGGUCAUUUCAUGGAGGCAUCGGACACCAACAAUUGUGGAGAAUGCAACGAAACAGGACACAACGUUAGGAGAUGCACGAAAAAACCUAGAACCAACAUGGGCACUAGUCAAACACGUGUAGGGAGGACUAGCCUUGGAGUGGGCCGUGGCCGUCGAGGAAGGACUAGCCUUGGAGGGGGCCGUGGUCGUGGAGGAAGGACUAGCCUUGGAGGGGGCCGUGGCCGUGGAGGAAGGACUAGCCUUGGAGGGGGCCAUGGUCGUGGAUCCGGUGGUUCUAGUACACGUCGGGUUGAUAGGGGAAGGCCUAUCGACGUGUUGCUCAAUCCGGAUGGUUGAAAUAAUGUGAAUGGUACUACUUUUAAUAUGUACAUGUGUUGAUAUAUUUGCCUUUUUACAUGUCAAUGUGUUCAUUUUUUGACUUAACAUCUUUAAUUGUUGUAGGCAUGGCUUCAUCCGGUUCCAUGACGAGGCCACCGUGUGCUAACCAAGAAGACAUGCCGCACAAGUGGGAGAACGCAUGUUUGGACAAGGUGAAGGAGAAAGAUGUGAAGAUUCCGCCAUGUUGGUGUGGAGAUGUUUGCAAGGUGAAGGUGUCCACCGACCGAAAGAAGUCAUGGACGGAAGGAAGGAGAUAUUUUGUAUGCCCCAACUAUGCUUAUGAUCGUGCGCUUCCAACUCAUGCCUAUGACCAACCACCGUCACCGCCUCCUCUAUGCAAGUACUUCACGUGGAUAGAUCAUGAAGUGCCAGAAGAUGUCCAAAAGGACCAAUAUCAAGAUUGUCUUAGGCGCCAGCGGCUGUUCGAAGAAAGGUUUCGAAGAGGCUUGGAGGAAGAGCGUCGUCAGAAGGAGAGGAUGGAGCGCAAGCAACACGAGGAGGAGAGGGCACGCCAAGCGAAGCUUGCUCAUGAGGAGGAGAGGGCAAGAAAGCUUGCAAAGGCUCGCAAGGCACAAGAGGAGGAUGAGGCACGUGACAAGAAGGGGAAAUGGCCCCCGUAUGACUCAGUAAAGCCUUCGCUUCGGUGGACUCGUCAUGUAACCGGAUGAAUCCAUGCCAAAUUUAUCAUGAACUAUGUAGUACUAAUUAAUGCA